This is a messenger RNA of Plasmodium berghei ANKA, 1059 nucleotides long. RefSeq names its product triosephosphate isomerase, putative. Gene Ontology annotation, molecular function: triose-phosphate isomerase activity. NCBI's taxonomy places the organism in Eukaryota, Apicomplexa, Aconoidasida, Haemosporida, Plasmodiidae. Gene Ontology annotation, cellular component: cytosol. The transcript is spliced from 4 exons. The record is from RefSeq and is a predicted model, not a curated record. Gene Ontology annotation, biological process: glyceraldehyde-3-phosphate biosynthetic process; gluconeogenesis; glycerol catabolic process. Bases 1 to 1059 code for a protein of 352 amino acids.
AUGUUAAAAUUAUUUUGGGGGAUAUGCAUUUUUCUAAUGAUCACUGAAUGCAUGAAACAUAAUUAUAAAAAUACAAAUAACUUAUUUAACAACCAUAAAAUAAACAAAAAACAAUUUUUCAUUAAAUCAAGGUUACCACUAGAUAAGAUAAAAGAUAAUCAUAUAUAUGAUAUAAAAACAUGGACAAAAUUGGGAAUAAAGCGCUAUACCAAUAAAAAAAAUAAUGAGAUAUAUUCACUUAUAAAUAACAAAAAUAUAAAUUUAGAGACAGAAACUGGGAGGAAAAAAAUUAUCAUAGCUAACUGGAAAUGUUAUUUGUUAAAAGAAGAAGCAUAUCAACUAAUCGACAAAUUAACACAAAUUAAAUUUUCAAAUUAUAUUGAUGUAAUUGUAUCCCCAAAUUUAUUAUUUUUACCUUAUCUUCAUGAAAAAAUAAAGAAAAACGAUUCAAAAAUAUCCCCUUGUUCUCAAGAUGUAAGUUUAGUAAAUGGUUUAGGGGCGUUUACAGGGGAAACAACAGCAAGUUUGCUACAUGAAUUUGGAAUAAAUUAUACAAUAAUAGGACAUAGUGAAAGAAAAAAGAGUUUUUUUAAUGUUGGUGAAAACAUUGAACAAACUGCAUUGAAAGUAUAUAAUGCAAUUAAUUCCAAGUUAAAAGUUAUUUUAUGUGUAGGAGAAAAUUACACAAGUAGGGAAUGCAGUUUCCCCUUUCAAAAAUUUAGGGAAUUGCUUUCUCUAAUUAAGCAAAAAAUCCCAAAAGAAGAAAUUAAAAAUAUUGUUAUAGCCUUUGAGCCCAGAUUUGCUGUAGGAACUGGGAACCCUGUCUCAUCGUCCAAUCUAAACAAUUGUUGUUUUGGUAUAAGAAGAGCGAUAUUCGAUGAAAUUGAUGAAAGUACAAGCAAAUGUAUAAAAAUUGUUUAUGGCGGAUCUAUAACAAAAUCUAACGUGCAGGAUUAUAUAGAAAACACUUCGAUUGAUGGUUUUCUAAUUGGAAAAUGUUCCAUUGCCGAAACAUUUAUCGAGAUAAUAAAGCAUGUUGAUAAUUCUCAUCAUGUAUAA